This is a messenger RNA of Raphanus sativus (radish), 562 nucleotides long. Its product is annotated as replication protein A 14 kDa subunit B. Gene Ontology annotation, biological process: DNA recombination; DNA repair; DNA replication. The transcript is spliced from 3 exons. Bases 126 to 446 code for a protein of 106 amino acids. NCBI's taxonomy places the organism in Eukaryota, Viridiplantae, Streptophyta, Magnoliopsida, Brassicales, Brassicaceae. The record is from RefSeq and is a predicted model, not a curated record. Gene Ontology annotation, molecular function: DNA binding. Gene Ontology annotation, cellular component: nucleus.
CGGUUAAACCCUUCCUAUAUUAUUUGUUCCGAGAAAAAAAGCUUCUCCAUCUUCUCAUUUGGUGUAAGCUAGGGUUUUCUUCCCGCCACUGCCUAAAUCGUCUCCCGCUUCUUCGUCUUCCGGAGAUGGAUACUUCAAGUCCUGCUGCGUUUGUGAAUGGAGCUUUGUUGAGACGGUACAUUGGUCAGAAAGUGAGAGCUGUGGUUCAGGUGAUCCGGUCUGAUAUUGGAUCCGUCACUGGGAAAUCCACUGAUGAUCAGCAGAUUGUUGUUAAAGGCUCGCCUCCUCCUUCUCUGACCACUUUCCUCGAGGUUAUUGGAAUCGCUGAGAGUGACAACACCAUCCGAGCUGAUGUUUGGACCAACUUUGGUGACAAUUUCGAUGCAGGGAACUACAAUGAGCUAUGCAAGCUCGCAAAUGGGGAGUUCAGACACAUGUUCAUCUAAAAAUAACAGCGAUGAAUAACUGAAUCUCUUCUUGUUUCGUUUUAGUUUCACGCUUGAACUAUUUUUAUGAUCUUUGUAUGGAUUCAGUGAUUUGUUAUGUUAAUUUGACAAAGUAA